Messenger RNA from Pseudonaja textilis, 3425 nucleotides. RefSeq names its product aldehyde dehydrogenase 18 family member A1 (gene ALDH18A1). Gene Ontology annotation, molecular function: ATP binding; glutamate-5-semialdehyde dehydrogenase (NADP+) activity; glutamate 5-kinase activity. Lineage: Eukaryota; Metazoa; Chordata; Lepidosauria; Squamata; Elapidae. Gene Ontology annotation, cellular component: cytoplasm; mitochondrion. The record is from RefSeq and is a predicted model, not a curated record.
AAUACGCUUUUGCCGGGAUUUCAGGAAUUAAGUGCCUUUUGACAUUUUUCUGCUGCAUCUGAUAGAAAUCUCCCUCUCCCUUCUGUGUUUUCUUUAUGAAAAGUGUUCUUGGGUUCAUCAAGAUUUUGACAAUGCUGCACCGCUUGGCUCUUCUCCCUUCCCUGCGUUCCUCAGGUCGAUUUUGGCAGGUGUCUGAUGUGGCUGGAUCCCAUCCUUGCUUACUGGCUCCAAACCUGGUGUUGAGGAAUAAGUCUGCCCGAGGCUGGAGUAACAUACCUUUUAUCACAGUACCCCUCAGUCGCACCCAUGGCAAGUCUUUCGCACAUCGCAGCGAGCUAAAGCAUGCCAAGAGAAUUGUGGUUAAAUUGGGGAGUGCUGUUGUCACUCGAGGUGAUGAAUGUGGCCUAGCCCUGGGCCGAUUGGCAUCCAUCGUUGAGCAGGUGUCAAUGCUGCAAAACCAGGGCCGGGAGAUGAUGAUUGUCACCAGUGGUGCAGUGGCGUUUGGAAAGCAACGUCUCCGUCAUGAGAUCUUGCUUUCACAGAGUGUGAGACAGGCUCUUCACUCAGGACAGAACCAGCUCAAAGAUAUGGCCAUUCCUGUGCUGGAGGCUCGAGCCUGUGCUGCUGCUGGUCAGAGUGGGCUGAUGGCACUGUAUGAGGCUAUGUUCACACAAUAUAGCAUCUGUGCAGCUCAGAUCUUGGUUACUAACCUGGAUUUCCAUGAUGAGCAGAAACGUAGAAAUUUAAAUGGGACUUUGCAUGAGCUGCUACGGAUGAAUAUUGUCCCUAUCAUCAAUACCAAUGAUGCUGUGGUUCCUCCCCCAGAGCCUAACAGUGACCUGCAGGGGGUAAACGUAAUUAGUGUGAAGGACAAUGAUAGUUUAGCAGCACGGCUAGCUGUGGAAAUGAAGACAGAUCUGCUAAUUGUUCUUUCCGAUGUUGAAGGACUUUUUGAUAGCCCUCCAGGGUCAGAUGAUGCAAAACUCAUAGAUAUAUUUUAUCCUGGAGACCAACAGUCUGUGACUUUCGGAACCAAAUCUCGAGUGGGGAUGGGAGGCAUGGAGGCCAAGGUUAAAGCUGCCCUAUGGGCUCUUCAAGGAGGAACUUCAGUUGUGAUUGCUAAUGGAACACAUCCCAAGAUUUCUGGCCAUGUCAUCACAGAUAUUGUGGAGGGGAAAAAAGUUGGCACAUUUUUUUCAGAGGUAAAACCUGCAGGACCAACAGUAGAACAGCAGGCAGAAAUGGCUCGAACAGGAGGCAGAAGUUUGGCAGCACUGCAACCUGAGCAGAGAGCUGAGAUCAUCUAUCAUCUUGCUGAUCUUCUGACAGACCAAAGAGAAGAGAUUCUUCAGGCUAACAAAAAGGAUUUGGAAGAGGCUGAGAAUAAAGGGAGAUUGGCUCUGCCUUUGUUAAAGAGACUCAGUCUGUCAACCUCCAAGCUGAACAGUUUGGCCAUUGGUUUGCGUCAGAUUGCUUCAUCCUCACAAGACAGCGUUGGCCGUGUCCUUAGAAAGACAAGAAUAGCAAAGGACUUGGAACUUGAGCAAGUGACUGUGCCUAUUGGGGUCUUGCUAGUGAUUUUUGAAUCCCGUCCUGAUUGCCUUCCCCAGGUGUCUGCUUUGGCUAUUGCUAGUGGAAAUGGUUUGUUGCUAAAAGGAGGCAAAGAGGCUUUACACAGCAAUCAAAUCCUUCACCAUCUGACUCAAAAAGCACUUUCAGUUCAUGGGGUGAAGGAUGCAGUGCAACUGGUGAAUACCAGAGAAGAAGUGGAAGAUCUUUGCCGAUUAGAUAAAUUAAUAGAUUUGAUCAUUCCCCGUGGCUCAUCUCAGCUGGUUCGGGAUAUCCAAAAAGCAGCCAAAGGAAUCCCAGUGAUGGGGCACAGUGAAGGGAUUUGCCAUAUCUAUGUGGACUUGGAAGCCAGUGUUGAGAAAGUUACUAGAAUAGUGAGAGAUUCAAAAUGUGAAUAUCCUGCAGCCUGCAAUGCUUUGGAGACACUGCUAAUACAUCGGGAUUUGCUGAGAACUCCUGUAUUUGAUCAGAUUAUUGACAUGUUGCGGGUGGAACAGGUAAAGAUACAUGCUGGCCCCAAAUUUGCCUCCUAUCUUACAUUUAGCCCUUCAGAGGUGAAAUCACUUCGCACAGAAUACGGGGACCUGGAAUGCUGCAUUGAAGUGGUGGACAGUGUACAAGAUGCUAUUGAGCACAUUCAUAAAUAUGGGAGCUCCCACACAGAUGUAAUCAUCACAGAGAAUGAGAACACAGCAGAGUUCUUCCUACAGCACCUGGAUAGUGCCUGUGUGUUCUGGAAUGCCAGCACUCGCUUCUCAGAUGGCUAUCGUUUUGGGCUGGGUGCUGAGGUGGGCAUCAGCACAUCACGGAUCCAUGCCCGUGGGCCAGUGGGAAUUGAGGGGCUCUUGACAACUAAGUGGUUGCUACGUGGGGACAAUCACAUUGUUUCUGACUUUUCCGAGCAAGGGAGCAUGAAAUACCUUCACGAGAACCUUCCCAUCCCACAAAGGAACACUAACUGAGAAUCUGAGUGAAGAGCUUGGUACUUAUAGGGCUGUUGUUAUUUCAGAACCUAGCCUGGGAAGGAAAUGAGCCUUUUCUAGGCAUGCAGUUUUUAUGGGUGCUCAGGAGUGUGGAAAGUGGGGUUCUCUGCUUUAGUUCCCCCCCACCCCCUCAACUGCAUUGUGUAGGGGACACAUGCAGAUGCAUUACAGGAUCUCUUGCAGUGCAGGAAAAAGAACUUUUGAUCUGUCAUUAAUGAAGAUGUGUGUCAUCAGGUCUUUCAUAGUUCACUCCAAAUCACUGGAAAGUUUUCGGCUAGUAGCAGAACUGAAUGCCUUUUUUCCCUGAUGCUUUUCUUGCUUUGGGAAAAACAUUGGGUUUUUUUCUUUCUGUCUCCUUCUCUAGAAAUUUGUAGCAACUUAAUUUUUAAAAGUGCUCCAUCAGUUCAUCUCUUAUUUAAUAUAUUGAAUUAUCUUAAUAAAUUUUCCAGGUACAAAAUAAAUGGUCUUUAUCCUCCAAACAUUAUUUUUCAUGCCUAAUAUCCUUUAAUUACUGGCUGCCUUGUGGGAUAAGAGGCUAGGACAGUAAUAGUUGUACCAGUCAGGGGUUUCACUAUGACCCUUUAAUGAAUAUUUGUAUCAAAUAUUUUGUUCCUGAAUUUUAUAUAGAAUUAUUAUUUCCCGAGACAAACAUAUUUUUCCAAUUUUAUGGUUUUGCAAAUAAAACUCCCUUGCAAUAAAAUUAUGGAUUCAACCAUUUUGUUCGAAAUAUAUAUUGUGUUGUACUAACAAUGGGUGACACAUUUAUGUAGCUUGCAACACACAUUGUGGAGUUGUACUUGAUUAGCACUCACCUUAUUUUUGUUUGGCAAAAUCUUUUUAAUCUUUUAAGCUCACAUAUACUUAUGAGUGAAG